AUGUCCGCCAACUCGCUGAACAAGAUCGCGCCCAACAGCCCCUCGAGGCAGAACCCCUCUGAGAUCGAGACCAGCAUCGCCAGCGCGUUGACUGACCUCGAGAACAACGUCCCCGACCUGAAGGCUUCUCUGCGCCCUCUCCAGUUCGUCUCUGCUCGCGAGAUCGAGGUUGGCCACGGACGCAAGGCUAUUGUCAUCUUCGUCCCUGUCCCCCUUCUGUCCGGAUGGCACAAGGCCCAGCAGCGUCUCACCCGUGAGCUCGAGAAGAAGUUCUCCGACCGCCACGUCCUGAUCGUUGCUUCCCGCCGCAUCCUUCCCCGCCCCAAGCGCUCCAACCGCUCGCGCACCACCCAGACCCAGAAGCGUCCCCAAUCCCGGACUCUCACCGCUGUACACGACGCCAUCCUGACCGACCUCGUCUACCCCGUCGAGAUUGUCGGCAAGCGUCUCCGUACCCGCGAGGACGGCAGCAAGAUCCUCAAGGUUGUCCUUGACGAGAAGGAGCGCGGCGGUGUUGACUACAGGCUCGACACCUACAGCGAGGUGUACAAGCGCCUUACUGGCAAGGGCGUCAACUUCGAGUUCCCCCAGAGCCAGCAGACCGACUACUAG
Messenger RNA from Alternaria ethzedia, 612 nucleotides. It is a transcript of the gene CRP15, whose product is annotated as 40S ribosomal protein S7. Bases 1 to 612 code for a protein of 203 amino acids. Gene Ontology annotation, molecular function: structural constituent of ribosome. NCBI's taxonomy places the organism in Eukaryota, Fungi, Ascomycota, Dothideomycetes, Pleosporales, Pleosporaceae. Gene Ontology annotation, biological process: rRNA processing; translation; ribosomal small subunit biogenesis. The record is from RefSeq and is a predicted model, not a curated record. Gene Ontology annotation, cellular component: ribosome; small-subunit processome; cytosolic small ribosomal subunit. The transcript has 4 exons.